GAAAUUUGUUGUAUUAAUAUCUCAUUCUGUCGAGAAGGCAACCUGAGUAUUUUGCUGUAAACUGGUUGCACUCACUAAACUGUUUAACUUCUGCAACAACUAAAGAAUGCUUUUUACCAAAGACCCAAGAAGAUUUCGAAAUUUAGAGGAAUGCUGGGACAGCUCUAACCUAAAGGAAGAUGAGUUUGAAGAAUUUUGUGUUUACAUUGUUCAUGACCGAGCAUGCGAGCGAGUGUGUCCAAACAGGGCUCAAGCAUCCCUACCCAGGAACUUGACCCUGAAACCCUCACAAAACCAAGUCAACAAUGGUUUGGGAGUGUGGAGUCUUGACUAUAUACCCAGGGGAACGAGGUUUGGACCCCUUGUCGGAGAAGUGUUUUCCCGCGAGCCAUUCUCUAGAAAAGACUCGGACAGAAUUUCUCUUUGGAAGGUUUUCAAAAAUAACAAUGUCUACCAAUUUCUGGACAAUAGUGAUGUAACUCGUAGUAACUGGAUGCAUUACACCAACUUUGCGUACACCGCAGCCCAGCAGAACUUAAUUGCGUGUCAAAUCGACUUCAACAUAUACUUCUACACAACCAAGCCGAUCCCCCCAAACACAGAACUGAUGGUGUGGUACUGCAGGGAGUAUGCUGACCGUCUCAACUGUCCCCUCACAGGGGAGGAAAUGCUCCAGAACUGGAGACGGCAGUACAUUGAGAGACAGAUCACUAUGCCAAAACCCCUUCUUCCUCUACCUAUCUGCCACAAUGCAUUCAAACCCGAGCUAGAUGAUCCAAAGUUCUGUCCAGAAAAAAUCACCAAGGAGUCCAAAACUGAAAGCAGUAAUACCAGCCGGGACGAUGGUUACGCCAUUGACUACAGUCUGCACAAGAGGGAUGGCAGCCCCUCAAGUGAGGAGAUGGAGAGGAGCCGAGAGGAGAGGAACAGAUCGGAGGACAUGGAAAUAAUCCCCUCACCCACCAAAUCUCCUCCCCCUAGUUACAUGAGGGAGAGACUGUCUCCCAUCUCUGCCUUCCAAGCUAGUUCUUUGCCGUCUGCUUUCCAACCAAAACCUGCCAUGGCUCACAGCACGCCUAAAAAGUCAUCAAGUGCUGUGUUUGAUAGUCUUCUGAUGAAAAAGAUGAAGGAAAAUGGCGAGGAUGUUCCUGAUAAAAUGCUGAAGGGGGAUAUGUCCUCUCUGGACUUCAAAUCACCCAAUGAAAUCAAACCACAGAUCUCUCCAGCCCAUGAGCCAAAAAUCAAAACAGAAGAAUCUAGUCCGAAGGAUCUGAAAGAUCGUGCACCAUUUCCAGAUCAGUUCAACCCUUUCAAUCCAUUCUUUUACAAAUUCAUGCAGCCAAACCCCAUGAUGGACAACAAAAACAAUGUGCCACUGCACCCAUACAUGGGCCGUCCAGAGGACAACAAAUUUAUGUCCAAGAUGCCUCCUCAUUCAGGUCCACCAUUGUAUUUUCCUACUCCAUCCAUGCCUUAUCUUCCAGCCAUGUAUCCAUUUGGUCCUUACCCAGGAAUGCCAUGGCAGAUGUUUCCUCCACCCUUCCAACAGAUAGGAAACCAGCAACCCCCUAUGACAUUUCAUCCACGUCCCAUGAUGCCCCAGCCAGAACAAGUCCUCAACCUCACCAAACCUAGAAUGGAGGGAGGACAUGGAUCAAGGGGGCACAGGAGUCUACCUUACCCACUCAGAAAGAGAGAUGGAAAGAUGCAUUAUGAAUGUAAUGUUUGUUACAAAUCUUUUGGACAGUUAUCAAAUUUGAAGGUACACCUUCGUACCCAUACUGGGGAAAGGCCUUUUGUGUGCCAGACCUGUGGGAAAGGAUUCACUCAGCUUGCUCAUCUUCAGAAACACCAUCUUGUCCAUACCGGUGAGAAACCUCAUGAAUGUACUGUCUGUGGAAAGAGAUUCAGCUCAACAUCCAACCUCAAAACUCACAUGCGCCUUCAUUCAGGGGAAAAGCCAUUUCAUUGUAAACUUUGUCCAGCCAAAUUCACUCAAUUUGUCCAUCUCAAACUUCAUAAGAGACUGCACACAAACGAACGCCCAUACGAGUGCCCACAAUGUAACCGUAAAUACAUUAGUGCUAGUGGACUCAAAACUCACUGGAAAACUGGAAACUGCAUACCAGCAGGUUUGAACAUUGACUAUAACACACUGUUAGAAAAUACUCACCAUGAAGUCAUCAGCCAGGACAGGCAGGAUGGCUACAACGAAACCAUGGACGGUGAGAAAUUUGAGAAAUAUGACCAAGAACUGGAGGAGGACCUCUCCAAUCAGAGUCAUUUAGACUCUUUUAAUAACAACAUGGACAGUCCUAGUGCUAUGGGAAGCUUGAAUCAUCUAAGGUUGAACAGCUGUAGCAGUAGUGUUAAUGGUAGUGAUGAGGAGGGGGAGAAAAACCCUCCCUCCCCAACGUAUUCUGACCCAGAGAAUAGCAGCACGAGUAUGUUUGGGAAACCUGUUGAAUACACCAUGUCUCCUUCACCCCCAAAACUGUCCUCCCCACCCCCUGUCUCAAACACUGAGCAGACUGUUUCAGCGUAAUGUAACAGGAUUAGUGAUGAUGUAGAUCCUAGGUCAAUUAACAAUUUAAUGCAUAAUUAUUCAAGCAUGUUAUUUGCAUAAUAUCAGUUAGAACAUGACACGUAUGUCUCUUAUGAAGUAGAUUUGAUGACCAGACAAUAUUUACUUUGUCUCAGAAUUACAGGGGACCACUUUUGUCAGGAAAAAAGUGAGCAUUCAAUUUUUAUUAUGAAAUCCAUGUUAAUGACAAUUUGUUUUCCCCUUUAUGUAAUAUCAUAAUGCAUUAUUUAAACAGAGUUAUGAUUAAUUUUGGUUUUUUUUUACU
Messenger RNA from Saccostrea echinata, 2849 nucleotides. RefSeq names its product PR domain zinc finger protein 1-like. Lineage: Eukaryota; Metazoa; Mollusca; Bivalvia; Ostreida; Ostreidae. Gene Ontology annotation, molecular function: DNA-binding transcription repressor activity, RNA polymerase II-specific; RNA polymerase II cis-regulatory region sequence-specific DNA binding; histone deacetylase binding. The record is from RefSeq and is a predicted model, not a curated record. Gene Ontology annotation, biological process: cell fate commitment; regulation of transcription by RNA polymerase II. Gene Ontology annotation, cellular component: nucleus; cytoplasm. The coding region runs from base 107 to 2545 and encodes 812 amino acids. The transcript is spliced from 5 exons.